ACAGUCAUAGCGGAAAUGCACUGCACAUCUUGCCAACACACACCAACACAAUCUGCCUGUAUAUAAACACAGAGAGAACGUAGACAUAACAAGACAGCAGAGCAGUGCUUCACAGUUAACGUUGGAGCUCUAAAAGCGAGACGACACAAUCAUGCUGCUGUUGUCAAGAGCUCUGUUGAUGCUGGGCCUGGCCAUGUUGUUGCACGCCACCAGAAAAGAACAGGCUGUCUCAAUGAAGUCUGGGAGAGGAACUGGGCUGAAGGGCAAGAAAGUGAGACUGGUCCUGGAUCCCUCGGUGCAACCUCAGAUCACCAGCACGUCUCCCUCGUCCAUUGCCAACAUGUCUCUGUCACCCUGGACGUACAGAGACACCUAUGUGGCAUCUCGGUUGCCCAGUAGGAUCUCCCACGCUCAGUGCCUGACCUCUAGCUGUCGGAGCCUGCAGGGAGAAGGUGAGGAUGCUGCGCUGGAGGCUAAACCCAUCUACUACCAGGUCCUGGUCCUCCACAGAGUCCCAAAGCAACAGCAAAAUAACAAAAGGGGGAGAAAAGCAAGGAACAAGUUUGUCUUCAGACUGGGGACAGAGGUGAUCACAGUCGGCUGUACCUGUGUGAGGCCCAGUGUCAUACCACAGCAGUAACACACAGGAGACUCCUGAUGUUAGCAAUUCUCCUGUAAAUGUUGUCACUGAUUCAAAUGACUGUGUAAUGUGAAAGAGCAUUUUUUUCCCCUGGCUAUUUAUAGUGAUUUAUUAGCAUUAGCAUGUUCUCUGACUUGCGAUGUUAGCUGUUAGCUUGCCAGCUGCAGUAGCUACCAACAAGCUGUGUGAGUUGUCUCUGUGUCACAAAGCCUCUAGCACCACGUUUUUCAUGAAGACAUGCAAAUCAAUAUCACUGUGCCACUUGCACAAUUUAACUGGGCUUCUCUGAUAGCCAUAAGAACCUGAUACACUGAUAGUACUGGUACUGCAAAGAGCUGCAUUUCUUUCUGCCUCCUAGUGGUGAAAAAGUGAGUCUUGAAAAUGAUAUAUUUGUAUAUCGUAUGAUUAUAUAAAACUUUGUGGGUGUGUAUGUUUUUAAUAGUUUGUCUGAUUUUAUUUCUCUAAUGUUUCAGAGCUUUUUUGUAAGUCACAUUUUAUAAUAACUGUAUUAUUAUUUUAUUCUAAACCAAAAUGCUUUAUUAAAAUUUUUUAUCCCAA
Molecule: messenger RNA, 1198 nt
Organism: Lates calcarifer (barramundi perch)
Lineage: Eukaryota; Metazoa; Chordata; Actinopteri; Centropomidae
Gene: il17a/f3
Product: interleukin 17a/f3
Exons: 4
Coding region: 152-640 (162 amino acids)
Biological process (GO): inflammatory response
Cellular component (GO): extracellular region
Molecular function (GO): cytokine activity
Source: RefSeq, a predicted model, not a curated record